This is a messenger RNA of Rattus rattus (black rat), 823 nucleotides long. RefSeq names its product RAB33A, member RAS oncogene family (gene Rab33a). The transcript is spliced from 2 exons. Gene Ontology annotation, molecular function: GTPase activity; GTP binding. The record is from RefSeq and is a predicted model, not a curated record. Gene Ontology annotation, biological process: Rab protein signal transduction. Bases 61 to 693 code for a protein of 210 amino acids. Gene Ontology annotation, cellular component: Golgi apparatus; endosome. NCBI's taxonomy places the organism in Eukaryota, Metazoa, Chordata, Mammalia, Rodentia, Muridae.
UGGCCAUGGGAGCCUGCAGCCUCAGCUGCUGGCUUAGCAUCCUUGGAGCUCGACUCAUCGAUGGACCAGUACGUGCAGAUUCGCAUCUUCAAAAUCAUCGUGAUUGGGGACUCCAACGUGGGCAAGACCUGCCUGACCUUCCGCUUCUGCGGGGGUACUUUCCCAGACAAGACUGAGGCCACUAUCGGUGUGGACUUCAGGGAGAAGACCGUGGAAAUCGAGGGCGAGAAGAUCAAGGUUCAGGUGUGGGACACAGCAGGACAAGAACGCUUCCGUAAAAGCAUGGUUGAGCAUUAUUACCGCAAUGUGCAUGCAGUGGUCUUUGUCUAUGACGUCACCAAGAUGACCUCCUUCACCAACUUAAAAAUGUGGAUCCAGGAAUGCAAUGGGCAUGCUGUGCCCCCGCUAGUCCCAAAGGUGCUUGUGGGUAACAAGUGUGACUUGAGGGAACAGAUCCAGGUACCCUCCAACUUAGCCCUGAAAUUUGCUGAUGCCCACAACAUGCUCUUAUUUGAGACAUCAGCCAAGGACCCCAAAGAAAGCCAGAAUGUGGAGUCAAUCUUCAUGUGCCUGGCUUGCCGACUGAAGGCCCAGAAAUCCCUCUUGUACCGUGAUGCUGAGAGGCAGCAAGGAAAGGUGCAGACACUGGAGUUCCCACAGGAAGCUAACAGUAAAACUUCCUGUCCUUGUUGAAACCAAAUGGUGUAAAUACUCGAGAAUUAGCACUGGAGUUUUUUCUUCCCCUUUUUUUCUGUGCCUGCAUAAUGCUCACACCUGCUUGUUUCCAUACAAACUAAUAUCAAAAUAAAAUUUGUAUAGAUUA